CUUAGCCGAAACCUCGACAGCCGCAAAGCAGCCUAACAGAAACGAAAAAUGGGAAAGAAAGCAAAAACCUCAAGGAAAGGGAAGAAGGCAUGGAGAGCUAACAUAAGCACUGAAGACAUCCAUGAUUUCUUCGAGAAGUCCACGAAAGAUUCCCUCUCUGGGGGUUCUCUUACUUCUGCUCUUACUGAAUCCCUCUUUGUCAUCGACAAGUCUAAAGAUCUUUCUGUCAAGAAGAAGAUUGAGAAGAAAAGAGAAAAGGUAUUGCGAGUGGAUAGUAUGUUGGAGAAGAACCCUUUUGUUGAAGCAGUACCAUCUUCGAAGCAAAAGAGUUCCAAGAAGAAAAAGGAGGCUUUGAAAGCUGCAGAUGCUGUAGUUCAAGACGCUCCCAAGGCUGAAUCUGUCCCUGACUCUGGCAUGGUUCCCUUAUGGGGAGAUGGAGCUCAGCAUGGCAGUCGCAAAGCUAGGCAGGUUUCUAAACAGUCCAUUAUUCCUGCUGUGGAAGUCGAGGCUCCUGGAUGUUCAUACAAUCCCACAUUCGAAAGUCAUCAGGAUUCGUUGGCUCAAGCUGUUGCGGAGGAAAUGCAAAAGGCCUACAAGAUAGAGUUGGGACCUCAGCCAGUUCCAUUAACUGUUAUGGGAGAAGUGGUUGAUGAAGAUGAUAAAUACUUUAUCGAGGCAGAUGAUAGAAGCGAUGAUGAUAUGAAUGAGGAGGAUCCAGCCAUUGAGAAAAGGACUCUCAAAACAAAGAGGGUGACUCGAGUUGAGCUAAAUAAGAGAGCUAGAAGGAAAGAGGUGCAGAAAAAAGAAGCUGAAGCUAAAAAGAAACAGGAGUUUACCAAAGACAUUGACAACUUGUCGGAUAUCUUACAAGAAAUAGCCAAAGAGGAAGAGGAGAAGCAAAAGAAACAUCUUCGAAAGGCCAUAGCUAAACAAGAAAGACUUAAGGCAUGUCCACCACGCUUGGGGAAAUACAAAUUCCAGCCUGCUCCUCCACAAGUCCUCUUAUCUGAAGAGCUUACUGGGUCUCUUCGCAAGCUUAAGGGUUGUGCUACACUUGCAAGAGAUAGAUUUAAAAGUUUAGAGAAGAGAGGCCUAAUUCCCCCAUCAGCCAAGAGUGGAAGGAAAUAGAGAUGAUUUGUUUCCAAGGAUGUCGACCAUUCCAUUUUGUGGUGAGGCAAAUCAGAAGACUUUUCACCUGAUGCCAUUUAAAGUAAGCAAGCCGGAUCCAUCUGCGUUCUUUGAAUGCCUCCCUGUUUUUUAUGAUGGUUUAAAAUUAACAGAUAGUUGUUUUCUAUUCCUUUUUGACACCAAAGCUGUUUUGCGAUAUAAGAAAUCCUGGAAGAUUAUUUAGUGAUGUUUCUCAAAUCAGAAUUGUCAUUUAUGUUAGUUUUUUUGUUA
Messenger RNA from Hibiscus syriacus, 1398 nucleotides. Its product is annotated as ribosome biogenesis protein NOP53-like. The record is from RefSeq and is a predicted model, not a curated record. NCBI's taxonomy places the organism in Eukaryota, Viridiplantae, Streptophyta, Magnoliopsida, Malvales, Malvaceae. The coding region runs from base 49 to 1128 and encodes 359 amino acids. Gene Ontology annotation, molecular function: 5S rRNA binding. Gene Ontology annotation, biological process: ribosomal large subunit assembly; rRNA processing. Gene Ontology annotation, cellular component: nucleolus. The transcript has 11 exons.